Molecule: messenger RNA, 2299 nt
Organism: Piliocolobus tephrosceles (Ugandan red Colobus)
Lineage: Eukaryota; Metazoa; Chordata; Mammalia; Primates; Cercopithecidae
Gene: MALSU1
Product: mitochondrial assembly of ribosomal large subunit 1
Exons: 4
Coding region: 155-859 (234 amino acids)
Biological process (GO): negative regulation of translation; negative regulation of ribosome biogenesis
Cellular component (GO): mitochondrion
Molecular function (GO): ribosomal large subunit binding
Source: RefSeq, a predicted model, not a curated record
AGCUCUUCCGGGUCACUGCCGUCUUCGCCGGCUCCAGACUCCGCCCAUGGCCCGUCCUUCAGGCCUUGACUCCGCCCACGCAUGUGACGUAGAAUUUCCAGGCCGGGCUCCCUGAAGUGCCACCCACCAGCGCAACCGACGGGAGGCUGCUGCUAUGGGGCCGAGCGGCUGUGUGGCGCGGCUGCUCGCGCCACUAAUGUGGCGCAGGGCGGUUUCUUCGGUGGCGGGGUGCGCGGUUGGAGCUGAGCCCGGCCUUCGGCUGCUGGCCGUGCAGCGGCUUCCCGUAGGAGCAGCGUUCUGCCGGGCUUGCCAGACCCCAAACUUUGUCCGCGGCCUGCACAGCGAGCCUGGCCUGGAGGAGCGGGCGGAGAGGACGGUAGACGAGGGACGCCCAGUAUCGGACGCGGCAGAUCAUACUGGUCCCAAGUUUGACAUCGAUAUGAUGGUUUCACUUCUGAGGCAAGAAAAUGCAAGAGACAUUUGUGUGAUCCAGGUUCCUCCAGAAAUGAGAUACACAGAUUACUUUGUGAUUGGUAGUGGAACUUCUCCCCGACACUUACAUGCCAUGGCCUUCUACAUUGUGAAAAUGUACAAACACCUGAAAUGUAAACAUGACCCUCAUGUUAAGAUUGAAGGGAAGGACACUGAUGACUGGAUGUGCGUGGAUUUUGGCAGCAUGGUGAUUCAUUUGAUGCUUCCAGAAACCAGAGACAUCUAUGAAUUAGAGAAAUUAUGGACCCUACGUUCUUAUGAUGACCAGUUAGCUCAGAUAGCACUUGAGACGGUACCUGAAGACUUCAUUCUUGGAAUAGAAGAAGAUACUUCAUCUGUGACUCCAGUGGAGUUCAAAUGUGAAUAAAAUAUUUUAUGCACUGCUUUAGUCAUUUCAGAUUUGGAUUGAGUCACUUAUUGGAAAAUACAGCUCCUAAAGCCUGCCUCCUUGGUUAGGCUGCUCUUAGGACAAGGCUUGUCUACUUCAUGGGCACUCCUGUUAACUGACAUGCAGAGACUGUAGAUAAGUGGGCUAAUACCUGCAACCAAAAAUCAGUACACUCUACCCAAAACUUAUGACACGCUGCCUUUAUCCUAGAAAUAUCAUCAGAAUUUCCUGGAGUUAGUUAGCACUGGAAAUCUUAACCCUGUUUAAUGGAAUAGCAAAAAUUUUUAAAAGUAACAUAAAAUGUACCACCAGCCCACUGGUCCUAUUUUUAUACUUUUUCUUUGAGGUGAUAAUAUUCUUCUAGGAGGACUUCUGUAACCCUUCCAUAAUACUCCAGUAACAAACGAAAGUAAACAAAGUGUUAGGAAAAACUCUGAAAGCUCUAGUUCUUAGUUCAUAUGCAAGAGUAUUAUCAAGGUUCACAUUAAGUACUAUGGCCAGACAUGGUAUAACAGAAAUCUGUCUAUAGAGUUUGAAAAACUCAGAUUCAGAAUGUUCACAUACAAUUGAAAACCAGAAAUAAAAUGUACUACACAACAAGCUGCACCUAAAUGAUGAAAAACUUUAUUCUGCGUCAAGAUACCUGGAAAAUGAAGCUGCAUUUGGGGCACAUUAUACAUGAGGAAUGAUCCAUAUACGGUGAGUACAAAACUCAGUUAUAGAAUUAUUUCUUAGCUAGUACCAGAUACUCCAAAUUACAAAUGCUUAAGUAAAAGUAAAAUAUGAUUUGCCAUACUAAAAGGCUAGAAGUGAAAUAUGACAGAAUUUAAACCAGCAGAUAUAAAUGCAGCACCUAUGUGUAUAUUUUUAAAAAAUCAAAUAUUGGGGAAAAAAUAAUAUUGAGAAAAGCUCUGGCCUUAAACACAUCUCACCUGAAAUCCAACCAGAAAGCCAGUCCAUGAUUUUAGCAAUUUUAAUUCAUUGUAUGAAAAAAAAAAAUUAUGAAUGCUAGGAUAAUCCAGUUACAAAAAGGGCACUUUUUUGGUUAAAACUACAAAAGAAACUUGUUUUGUGAGAACAUUAAGGAAAACAUUUUAAAUCAUUUUCAAAAUGUCUAAUUGAUAUGAUCUUCAGAAAAACAGUUUGUAUAGAAAUUCAUCUUGAAAUAAGAAUGAGGCAGUGAUUUUUUUUAAAGGGAUAUAUAUAUAUCCUUUAGAUCAGUGUAAUAUGACUGUGAUCAUCUUACAAACAAAACUCAAAAUCAAUUCAGAGAGCAGCGUGGCCUUGGAGACCACCCACACCCAACACAAUUGUACACAUUGGGCUUUGCUGUCAGGCUAAGGAGUGAGCAAAUGAGUUUGGUAUCAAAGGUCAUAUGUUUUUCACAGUCAUUCAAAUUAUAUCCCAAAAACUUUUCUU